UGAAGCACUGGAACAGAUUACAUAGGGAGGUGGUGGACUCUCCAUCCUUGGAGAUUUUUAAUGAGCCCUGGUUAGAAGGAUCUGGUUGGGUGGAUGGUCCUGCUUUGAGCAGGGGGUUGGACUAGAUGUGACCUCCUGAGGUUCCUUCUGACCCUAAUUUUCUAUGAUUUCUGUUGCCCUCCACUAGACUCUUUAAUUUGUCCGCAUCCUUUACUUAGCGGGAGACCCAAAACUGAACAUAGCUCUCCGGAUGUGGCCUCACCAGUGCCAAAUAGAGGGGAAGAAUCACUUCCCUUGAUCUGCUGGCAACACCCCUACCAAUACAACCCAGGAUGCCAGUAGCCUUCUUCACAACAAGGCACACUGGUUGGUUCAUAUUCAGCUUACUGGCCAGUGUAACCCCUAGGUCCUUUUUUGAAUGCUUAGCCAGUCAGUCCCCAACCUGUACUGGCGCGUGGGAUUGUUCCAUCCUAAGUGCAGGACUUUGCACUUCUCUUUAUUGAACCACAUGAGACUGCUUUUAGUUUAAGCCUCCAAUUUGUUGAGGUCUUUUUGAAUACUAUCCCUACCCUUCAGUGUAUCUACUACUUCCCGCAGCUUGGUGUCGUCUGUAAACUUGCUGAGGGUGUGCUCCAUCCCAUCUUCCGGGUCGUCAAUGAAGAUAUUGAACAAAACUGGCCCUAGGACUGACCCCUGGGGCACUCCACUUGAUACUGGCUGCCAGCUAGGCAUUGAUCCAUUGAUUACUAUCCUUUAAGCCUGAUGAUCCAAUCCAUUUUCUAUCCACCUUGCAGUCCAUUCAUCCCACCUGUACCUCCUUAGCUUGCUGGUGCAAAUGUUGUGGGAGACCAUAUCAAAAGCUGUGCUAAAAUCAAGCAUGGCUUUUGAUGCAGCUCUUCUCCUCCUGCCUCUCCUCCCCAUCACUGAUGUCACCUCCUGCCUGGGGAGCACAGGUGACGCCUCUCCCGCAGGGCUUGCAGAGCCAGCCGAGCUCAGCCUGCAGCAGCUUCCCAGCCCAGCCUGCUGGAUGUCUGUCCCUGCCAGCAGAUCUCCUAGCCCUGAGCAAAGGGGCACAGCCAUGAAGGAGCAGCAGCUGACGGUGAGUCUGGCUGCAGGGGCAGGAUUGGUGAGGAGGCUCUGCUCUGACCGUGUGGCCUGUCCCCAAGCAGCGGUCGGAGGUAAAGCAGGACUGGAUAUGGGGGGUAGAGGCUUUUCAGAGGCUGCUGUGUGUUCCAGCCUACGAUUUGCCUGUUAAUGCUGCACCACGUAGGUCAGGGACCAGGGGGUUGGUAAUAUUCACUCAGAGGCCUCCGCAGAACUUGAUGAGUCCCAGGACUGGGGCAUUGAUUUCUGCGUGUCCAUCUGGCAACCUGGUGUUUAUUCCCCAGUGGUUUCUUGGAGCUGCAGGUUAAAAUAGCUCGCUCCUCGGGCAUCUCGUGUCACCACAGGACUGUGUCGAUUUGCUUCUGUUUUAAACCAGAGAGCAACAGGCUCCCAGCACAGGAGUCUCGUCUCUGAAGUGCUCCAGGGCUCUAAUCACGUGUAAAGCAUUUUGGGUUUCCCAAUCAAGCUCUUGUGACCCUCAACACUGUGUGGUCUUUUCCCCCACAGGCUUUUUUGUUUAAUCUGCAUGGUAGAGGUCACAAAAUACUCCUUUCAUUCACCAUUUUGGGACAUCAGCAGCUGCAGAUUUCCAAGACAGGCUUGUCAGCCUCACACCAUUGCCUGUCCCAUGCGAGGAGGGACUGCUAUAUACUGGGUAACAUUCCCCAAAGCCCCCAAGUCCUGUGGGAUGCGAGUUCCAAAGUCACUUGGGCACUUUAAAAAAAUUCACCCAGAGACUUUUAGGUCUGAUGAUAAUGCAACAUGCUAGAGCAGGUGUUCAAGGAGUAUUAAAGAGUGUACAUGGGUAAGGUGUUGCUUUGUGCCUCUGGUAACAUUGACCCCAGGGUCUGCCUUGCUUUCCAUUCCUAGAGGAUUUUUCUUUUUUAGAAGAGGAAUAAUGAUGUGUGCACCAGGUAAUCCUGGAUCCCAAAGCUGCCUCUGGAAGCCCUCAUUAAAUCAGCACUUGGUUGGUCUUGUUAUUAUGGAAAUAGAUUUGGUUCCUAUAGAAACUAGUUGCAUGCGACUAUUAGAGCCUUAUAGCAACACUUGGAAUAAUUAGGCACCCUCCAGCUGACACAUACCUCGGUACAUUCUGCACCUUUAUGCCAAUGGUAACCAGCGUUUCCACUCGGCAGCUGUUAAGGAGGCGACAGUCUAUUUUAUGGAUGGGAAAACAUACAUUGUGAGGCCAAAGCCAACUUCUUCAAGUGGCCCAGGUGUCUGACGAGAUUCCUAGAGAGCAGAGACUGAUUUUUGGACAUGCUGAGUAGUUGCAAUUCAAGCUAGAGCCCUGAGCUCUUCUGAAAUUGGGCCCUGGGCAUCUCUGUUUGGGUUUCCAUAAACUUCGGAACUGAGAAUUGGAAGUUUUGGGCUUUGUGACCUGAAUUUGCCCCAUGGUGGCCAAACUGGACCUGCAUCACAGCUGCCCUUGUGUCCUAGCCCUGUGCCUGGUCCAAUAUACCAUUUUGUUUCUCUUUUUAUUACUUUUUUGUACAUGAAAUACUCCUAGUGCAAUCAAAUAUAAAGGUGUCAUACGUGGAGUCACCUCUAUGAUUGGGAUAAGGGGUCCUAUUAGCUAUUUUUCACCUGCUUGUAAUUUCCGUAUCUGUAAUAUUGCCAAAUUUGAAAAUACAAGUAUUAUUUACCAGUUUCUGGUUGAUUCAAGCAUUUAUGCAGAUGCGGCCGUAUAUACAUCUGGCUCUUCAAGCUAGCUCCAGUUCUCCCAUGAACAAAAUGUUAAGCAGACUUUUGUAGUAGCUCUCUGAUUUCCUCAUGGUUCUGCACAGGUCAGGGGUCAACUUGGAGCUCAAUAUAAGCAUGAUGUUCCAGCUUGGAUCCUCAUGGAGUAUAAAUUCUCCUACUCGGUCACCAAGAAAUAGCAUAGUUUUAAUCCAUGUUUCGGGGAUACAGUGGAAACAGCGUGCGAGUGUCCCAUUUAGCUGUGCAGCAGCUGGUAAUACACUUUGAAUUUUCCUGCUCCUAUUGCAAUGAUGUCUGUGGACAGGGUAAUGGAAUUAUUAUGGGGUUUGUUGCAUUAGAAACAGCAGUAGAAAUAAAGAAUCCACAUUUGUCAAGAGACUGGAGAAUUAUAUGCUUAAAUCUUCUCUGGUGGUUUUAAAAAUAACCUGGAAAGGAAAAAAAAAAAUAAGUACAAAGUUGUUCUAAGAAAUCUUAGAUGCUUGCAGGUAAGUCUGAGCUGCCUAGGAGAGCAAUUUAUAACCUUCCUGACUACCGUGUCUGUGUGCAGGUGGCUCUACGUAUUCGUCCGAUCAAUGAAGCUGAGUUGGAGGAAGGUGCCUCUAUCAUAGCCCACAGAGUGGGGGACCAGAUGGUUGUUCUGAUGGACCCAAGUGAAGAUCCAGAUGAUAUCUUGAGAGCUAAUAGAUCCCGAGAGAAGACCUUUAUAUUUGAUAUGGUUUUUGAUCAAAAAGCUACCCAGGAGGAAGUAUAUGUGUCCACCACCAAGAGCCUGGUAGAAGGAGUCAUCUCUGGAUACAAUGCAACUGUUUUUGCAUAUGGCCCCACAGGGGCAGGGAAGACCUACACUAUGUUAGGGAUGGACUGUGAACCGGGGAUCUACAUCCGCACUCUGAAUGACCUCUUUAGGGCCCUGGAGGCAACCAGUGACAACAUGGAUUACACCGUCUCGAUGUCAUACCUAGAGAUUUAUAAUGAAGUGAUCCGUGACCUCCUGAAUCCAUCCUCUGGAUUUUUAGACCUGAGAGAGGACUCCAGGGGUAGUAUCCAGAUAGCAGGAAUAACUGAAGUCUCCACUACAAAUGCACAGGAGAUCAUGCAGCUGUUGACAAAAGGAAACAAGGAACGCACUCAGGAACCCACUGCUGCCAACAAGACAUCUUCCCGCUCACACGCUGUCCUGCAGGUGACAGUGAAACGGAUGAGUCGGGUGAAGGAUAUUACCGAAGAAGUGCGACUGGGAAGGCUUUUCAUGGUUGACUUGGCAGGGUCUGAGAGAGCUGCCCAGACCCAGAACCGAGGCAAGAGAAUGAAGGAAGGAGCCCAUAUCAAUCGGUCGCUGCUAGCUCUAGGAAACUGCAUCAAUGCCUUGAGUGAGAAGGGUGGGAGUCGAGGCCAAUAUGUCAAUUUUCGAGAUAGCAAGCUCACCCGCUUGUUGAAGGACUCACUGGGGGGGAACAGCAGGACAGUUAUGAUCGCCCACAUCAGCCCUGCUAGUAUGUACUUUGAAGAAUCUCGUACAACCCUGAUCUAUGCGUAUCGAGCGAAGAACAUCAAGACAAGGGUGAAACGCAACCUGCUGAAUGUUUCCUACCACAUUGCUCAGUACACCAGCAUCAUCUCAGAUCUACGCCGGGAGAUCGAGCGCCUGAAAGCAAAGAUUGAAAAUCAGGAGAAGGAGAAGAGCAUGGUCAGCUCUGAUAUUGGGGAUGCUCAAGCGGAGAUGCAUGAAGAUCCAGAAGCAUACAGCCGGCGAGAGAUGAACAAGUUGCGGGAGCAGCUGAUCGGAGCUUUCAAGGAGCAGCUGGAGAUGCGCCGCAGCCUCAUAGAGCUGGAGAACACCAACAUUGAGCUGCACAUUGAUACCUCCAGGCAUCUGCUUACGAUUACAGACUGGGAACGAGAGAAGACCCAACAUGCUCGCAGGUGCCAUGACAAGUCAGUGAAUGAGAAGGAAGAUGAAACCAUGGAUGAGGAGGAUAGAGAAGUGGAGGGCACAGAUUCACCUGAACCUCAUGAAGUCAUGGUGGCAAGAGAGGAGAUCAACAUGCUGUUGGCAGAGCAGCGCAAAACAGCAGCCCUAAAGGCAGAGCUGGAGAAGCGGUUAGCCAAUGCCAAGAAGAAGGCCUCCCAGAUGGAGAAGCUGCUCCCCAGGCAAAUCACCAGCAAGGACCAGCAGGAGGUGCUGAGGCUGCUGUGUAAGGCUCACGAGCUGGAGGUGGGCAACACGGAGCUGCAAGCCAGCGCCUUGUACAAGGAGAACCUGCUGUGCCAGAAGGACUUUGUGAUCCAGCGGCUGCAGCAGCACAGGCUGCUCUGUGAGGAAAUCAUUCAGCAGCAGCAAACGCUGAUUCAAGACCAUAACAUCCCUGUCCCAGGGACCCUGGGGAAACUGCAUCAUCUGUACUUUCAUGAGUUAGAGGAGGGGACUCUGAACCGCCUUCUCCUGCUUCAUUCAUUGAUGUCUACCACGCUCAGGGAUGGCUCCACUCCAGACAUAGCUCAGCAGCUGGACCUAAGUAAGGAGGAGGCCAGGAAAGAGCUUGCUGACAGCAGGAAGGGUCUUCCUUGGGGAGCAAAGUUUGAGCUCCCAUCCAUCAUCUUGGAGUCAGACAGUGACAGCUACCGCUCGUCUAAAACUACACCUGCCAGGAAACUGGGGAAUCCAGAUAUCCUUCUCAGUCCUACUUUCGCUUGCUUGCCAAGAAGCCCAGGUCACCAGAAAUCAACUGGUGUUGCUGCUGGAAAGAAGAUUCCCAAAUUAAAUUCUCCCACCUCCCUGGACUUAACCAGGAAGAAGUCAGCUGUGGACAUCAUGACUUCUCCACUGAGCCCAGAGGCUUUGAAAGAGAUUGCAGUUAGCACCAAAAGCAUCUCCCUUAUUGCAGCCCACCGGCGUUGCAGGGCCCAGACCAGAGACCAUGGGAGUGAACCCAUCUCAGCCCACUUUUUUGAGGAUGACAUGGUGGAGCCAAAAUAUCUGCAGGCCAGCUCCACUCCAGAGCCUCGUGUGAAAGGCAGAGGGAGCUUUGGGAGCCUCCCAGAAGAGCCUCAGAGGGAGAAAUGGCUGCACCCCAAAACCAGGAGAGAGUUGAGAAAGGAAAGAGAUCGGGAAAAAUCAGCAGAGAGGAAAGCCAGGAAGAAAAGAUCUCGUUCUCUUGAACACAGCUCCCAAAGGGUGUCAAAAGCAAAACAUCGGACCCCUUCAAGUCCCAACAUGGACAACGUCUCUGAGAACCAGCUGCCUAGAGCUAAGCUGUCCUUGGAGUCAAAGGGCAGAGGCACCCUGUCCCCUGCCACGCAAGCUCUUGCCAAGGUCAAAUUCCCCAUUGGCCACCAGGCAGAAAUUGCACUGCAGGUGCUGGUGGUAAGCAAUACUCCACCCAGCACUGUCCAGCAAAGCAAUGCAGGUCCGACUCGAGGGCAGGUCCUACAAAAGCAAGUCAAAGGGCCUGCAGAUGGUGCCAGCAGCCAGCAGAAGAAGCAGUCAGCCAAAGGCACGAAGAACCUGCCAAAGUCAAAAUAGUCAUGGGCGAAGGUGGGAGACUGCGGGUCUGUCUGCCUCCAGAUGACCAGGGCUUACAGGGGUGUUAGGAGUAUGUGCUUGAGGGAGCCAGUGUCUUGAGAGUUGUUUUAGCCAGUUUGCUAUGAGGCUGGGGAGAAGGAAAGGGCUGCAUAUUGUCUGGUGUUUUCCCCUUCAGAAGUUUUUGCUUUACCAAGCUCCAGUUGCUACUUGCCUUUAAGACAGACUGGGGGUUGCUUUGCUGACUGUUAAUGUUCAAAGGAACAGGCAGCUCCGCUUUUUCUCUGUCCAGAAGAUGGGAGACGGGAGUCUCUGUCAUCUGGUUGUCCGCACUCCAGCACAGAAGAACCCUAAAUUGCCAGGGCGAAGGUGUGGAGAUCAUGCAAAGGGCAAUUUAAUUAUUAAGAACAAACUCCUUUAAAAUACCUCCCCUACUUUCCUGAUGUUUAUGCAUAUCACAGUGGAGCUGGAAAAGGUGAUGCAUGUCUGGCAUGAAGCUUGGUUGAGCAGAUGUUUGGCACUGGGAACAAGCCAGGAGUAUUUUAAGUACUUUGCCAUGUGCUGAACAGUUCAGAUCUUCCAGGAGAGGUGCAGUGAUCAAGACAGGCUGUGUUUUGAGCCGGGGGGGAGGUGAGCUAAGGGAACAUGCUUUCCUUCCAGCAGUUUUUCCUGUGUUCCCUUGAAGGAACAGGCAUUUUAUAAAUAAAUUGUGAUGA
Alligator mississippiensis (American alligator) is the source of this 7041-nucleotide messenger RNA. Its product is annotated as kinesin-like protein KIF19. The transcript is spliced from 19 exons. NCBI's taxonomy places the organism in Eukaryota, Metazoa, Chordata, Crocodylia, Alligatoridae. Gene Ontology annotation, molecular function: microtubule binding; microtubule motor activity; ATP binding. Gene Ontology annotation, biological process: microtubule-based movement. The record is from RefSeq and is a predicted model, not a curated record. The coding region runs from base 3281 to 6328 and encodes 1015 amino acids.